Messenger RNA from Mus pahari (shrew mouse), 855 nucleotides. RefSeq names its product nudix hydrolase 8 (gene Nudt8). The transcript is spliced from 4 exons. Gene Ontology annotation, molecular function: coenzyme A diphosphatase activity. NCBI's taxonomy places the organism in Eukaryota, Metazoa, Chordata, Mammalia, Rodentia, Muridae. The record is from RefSeq and is a predicted model, not a curated record. Bases 143 to 775 code for a protein of 210 amino acids.
GCAGUCCCAGGCCGGUCCGCCUCUCCGGGAAGCCACGCCUCCUUCCGGCUCUCACUUAGGACCCCGCCCCGCGCCGGAGCUUGCGCGCUGCGGCGUCCCCUCCCUAGCAGGCAGAUGCCCCUGUGUCCCGGACGUCUGGGACAUGCUGCCUGGUGGCCUGUCCGCGGAGGACGAGCAGCGCUGCCGGCAGCUGCUAGCACGGACCACUGCCCAGCUACGCUCGCGGCCCGCAGCGGCUGCAGUGCUUGUGCCGCUGUGCCUCGUGCGCGGAGUCCCGGCGCUGCUCUACACGCUCCGCUCCAGUCGCCUGGUUGGGAGGCACAAAGGGGAAGUCAGUUUCCCAGGCGGGAAGUGUGAUCCCGACGACCAAGAUGUAAUACAUACGGCCCUUCGGGAGACUCAGGAGGAGGUGGGCCUAGAGGUGUCCAAGGAGCACGUGUGGGGUGUCCUGCAGCCAGUGUAUGACCGGGGAAAGGCAACUAUAGUCCCGGUGCUUGCCAACGUGGGCCCACUGGAUCUGCAGAGCCUUAGGCCCAACCCUGAGGAGGUGGAUGAAGUAUUUGAGCUGUCUCUGGCCCACUUGCUGCAGACACAGAACCAGGGGUAUACCCACUUCUGCCAGGGUGGCCACUUCAGCUACACACUGCCUGUCUUCUUGCAUGGACCACACCGUGUCUGGGGCCUCACGGCUAUCAUCACUGAGCUCACCCUGAAGCUACUGGCCCCUGACUUCUACAAGCCCUCCCUAGCUGUUCCUAAGCUGCCUAGGGGUUGAGGCCUGCCUGGCCUUUAAGUGCCUCUGCCAGCAUUUGGCCAGGCUACUCCAGAACUGAUUAAAAGAGUGUUUGACAACUU